AUGGAGACCGAAUUCUCCCUCCAUCAGUCAAUUCUCUUCGCAGAGCCGGCGAUAGAAAAGCCACUGGAACCUGUAAAAGUCCCUCUUCUAAAAAAUCCGGCCACGGUACCUUCCACCAAGCCAAAGAAAGUCGCAUUGUUCAAUGGAUCGGUGAUCUCGCUAAAACCGCGCGUCAGACCUACUGGAAUAGGCCUAGAUGAAAAGGGCGACUCGUUUUUUAGCAUGGACGACUUGUAUGAGCGCGUUCGGCUGCGAGAUGAGCUGCGCCAGAGCCGAAAGGUCAUAGAUGAGGCCAAGAAGAGAGAUGCUGCUCGAUUGGCCGAGGCAGCAAAGGAAACAGCUGAGGAAAACAGACUUUUGUGGUCCGAUAAGUAUCGGCCUUCGUCUUUUUUGGAGAUCUGUCCGGCUGGAAACGAACGGCAGUAUCGACUGGUAAUGCAUUGGCUCAGUAAGUGGGGCUCUUUGGUGUUUGGCAACGCGAAAAUUGACGACGAAAACGUAGACCAUUUAGGUAGACCACUUCGAAAAAUCCUCUUGGUCCAUGGACCUUCUGGUGUUGGUAAAACUGCCGUGGUGCAUCUUCUAGCUCGUCAAAUGGGCUACCAUGUAGAGGAAUUGAAUGCUGCUAACAGUAUGGAUACUCUUGGCGGAACAGACGCAGAUACUGGGCGAGGCGCCAAUAUCGCUGCAGUGCUCAAAUUGAGGGUGAAGAAUGCUUUGACUACGAACACCAUCACUGCCCAGGGAAAGCCAACAUGUCUAGUGAUCGAUGAGAUCGACUCUGCCUCGAACACCGCCGAGAUAGUGCGGGUUUUGGCCGACGUGUUACGCUCAGACUCGGAUAAUCGCACUGCUACAGAGAGUUCGUCUGGUACCUUCUUUCUGCUGGCGACCAAGAAGAAACCGAAGAAAAAGUUCUCUUUGAACAGGCCGAUCAUAUGUAUUGCAAACGAUAUCUACUCCAAUAGUGGGCGCUCUGGGUCUGCGAACCCGAUGGAAAAACUCCGACAAUUUUGUGAAAUUGUGCCAUUCCGCAAGGCCACUGGAGGUGAAUCCAUGUUUGGCAAGAAGAUCAAUGCUUCUGCUCAGAAAACAGUGAAGGCACACCUUGCGGACAUCAGUAAAAAAGAGAAAUUGAAUCUCGAUCACAGAGAGAUCUCGGAGGUUUUCGAGAUAUGCGAGGGCGAUAUACGUGCUUCCAUAAACUACUUACAAUUCUCCAGCAGGAAGCUAGAUCCGGAAUUGGUUGGCCGUCUUGCUACUUCAGACAAUUCGAGCAACAAAGACAAGACCAUGUCGUGGUUCCUGCUUGUUGAUCGGCUAUUUACUAGGGAUCAGAAACUCUCAAAGGAAGAGAAUUUUGAAUCUGUCAUGAGAUUGGUGUCAUCUGGUGAUGAGAAAACUGCUGCUAGCGGAUCUCUAGAUAAGGUCAUCCGAGGCUGUUUCAACAAAUACUUGGAUGUGGUCCACCUACAAGAUGACCUUGCCUUGCGCCCGGCGAUGAUAAGUGACUGGCUCUUUUAUUAUGACGCUCUUACCACAGGCGCUCGCGACGCCAGCUUCUACCCUACCUUGGCCAGUCUUAAAUUUUGGUCUCUUUUCAGUGACAUUAAUCCGCAGAAGUUCAGAGACACCAAUAGUCUAGUUCCGAAUGCCAGAGGUCUAGAAUUCGAGUCCUUCGAGCUCCUAAAGAAGAACAAGGCGGUUGUGCAACGGAUUGUCGAUCAGCUACCAAUUGAAACCAAGCUCUCGUUUGGUGGUACAUCUUCCAACUUUGAGUUUUACGCAUGUCAGUUUAUUCCAAUUUUAGACAGGAUGUUUUCUCCUGAGAUCGGGAGCUCCAGAGCCAUGAGCGCAUUGCAGCCAUUCGAACAGGCACUACUCAAAAAGCUCGUACUGUUGACGGAAACGCUUGAUCUCCAGCUCGAGACGCAGCGCGAUACUGAGCUGAAUAUGACGUACUUGCUUUUCGCGCCAGAUUGGGACACCAUCGCAUCAUUCCCAUCUGAGGAGAAGUAUCAGCAGAAACGAAAAUUGACAAACGCUAAAAGACAAUGGUUGUUUCCGUUAUUGCAACAAGAGCUCGAUGCGAAGAACGCAUCUGCGCAAUUGAAGAGAAAACGCACCGAGACCCCUGACGCAGAGGAGAAAGGCGCCAAAACGAAGAAACAAAAACUGACCUCAUCCAUAGAAUAUUUCCGCAGCCAGUACGGUGAUGUUGCCGCAAAGACAGAGGCGCCAGUAAGCCGAGACGAUUCUUCGCGGAUCUGGGUCAAGUACCACGAAGGCUUCUCCAAUGCUGUAAGAAAGAACAUUGGAUGGAAAGACUUAUGGAGCUAG
Australozyma saopauloensis is the source of this 2340-nucleotide messenger RNA. It is a transcript of the gene CTF18, whose product is annotated as Ctf18p. The coding region runs from base 1 to 2340 and encodes 779 amino acids. NCBI's taxonomy places the organism in Eukaryota, Fungi, Ascomycota, Pichiomycetes, Serinales, Metschnikowiaceae. The record is from RefSeq and is a predicted model, not a curated record. Gene Ontology annotation, molecular function: DNA binding; ATP binding; ATP hydrolysis activity. The transcript has a single exon. Gene Ontology annotation, cellular component: nucleus.